UAUGAGUUUAACCCUAAUUCAAAACUAUGCUAUCCUCUCUGGAUUUCUUUGCUCACCACAAACGUACAGAGGACAAUGGGUGGAGGAGCAGGUACGCCGGAUUUCUUCUACAGAGAAGCUCAGCGCCUGGGUUAUGUUGCCCGCUCUGCCUUCAAGUUGCUGCAGAUGCAGAAGCAGUUCAAACUCAUAACCCCUGGUUCCUCCGUUCUUGAUCUAGGAUGUGCUCCUGGUGCUUGGCUUCAGGUGGCAUGCCAGAGUUUGGGUCCAUUGAAAUGUAGUGGCGCUAUUGUUGGGAUCGAUACAAAGAGCAGAAGGUGAAGGUUCCAGCAAUGCACUGUGAUUCAAGGGUUCAAACCGUUUGUGGCAAUGUUAUGGAAUUACCAAGGGAAAAAAUUAAGGAUCUUUCUCCUCAGGUACUUAUUGAAACAAAUUUCCAUGUGUUUUUGUGGUUAGCACUGUUUUUAGGUUGUGUUUCGGUGCUGUUCAAACCGGAGUACUUAUUUUUGUUUUUCAUUUCUGCUUUCUUUUGCACCUUUUGGAUCUGCUGUGCUUCCAAAUUCCCAGUGAGCGAUCUGGAACAUACAUUGGCUAAGAUAGCUGUAAUGAUAAUGAAACUUCAAACUACAGUUUCUCACACUGUAAUUAUUCCUUUUUAUUACCCCCUACAGCCCUACUUCAACCCCUCCUGUAAUAGGAGGUAAUUCUCCCUGAUAAUUAACCAUAGGCCUACCUCAACAGGGUAUACAAUUGGCCUAAGUUUUUGCUCCAGAGUUACCAAUGCAAUAUUUCAUGUGGGAGGGACAUUUUCAUGUGCAAUCGUUUGGUUUCGUCUAAAACGGCUUGAAAUAAUUAUCACCGAUUUAAAACUGCACUUUGGAUCAAUUUGUUUUGUUUUGGUGCAUUUGGUUCGAUUUGCUUUUUUGUUGCUCUGGAUUUUUAUUGGGGUCAUGUUUUUUUUUUUGUUUGGGCCAGCUCAUUUUGCUUUGGUUCUGACUUCUGAGUAAUGUGGUUUGGGGAAGACAUGAUCAAAGUAAAGUAGUAAACCUGAAACACAUAUGGUUCAGGUUUGUUUGGAUUGAUUUAGCUUGGUUAGAUUAGCCAAACCUAUUUGAAAUGCCCACCCCUAAUAAAACUGAUGCUCUACACCUAUUUGAAAAAGGAGUCUUGUUUGUAAUGUUCAAAUUCGCAUUACAAAUCCAUAUUGUUUUUACUAAAGUGAGUAAUUGUUGGCAAAGUAGGCACUAGCGCCUAGUUAUUAAGUAAUAAGAGUUAGGCUGAGACGCAGAGUCUACGUGGAAGUAGGUCCCAAGCUGCUAGAAAAGGAUUUUUACAACAAUGCUUGAGAGUACAGCCAUACAGGUUAGUUGAUAUUGAAAUUUGAAACUUUUUGAUCAGUUGCUUAAUUUUAUAGAUCUCUAUCCUGCAGAAAAAGGGGUUCUCUGUCAUACUUUCUGACAUGUGUCCACUAGUUUCUGGAAUAACAACGAGAGAUUCAGUUCUAUCUGCCGAACUGGGACACCGUGCACUUGAUCUGGCUGUUGGAGGAGGCACCUUUUCUUCCCCAUGCACGAAACCUCAAGUGGACGGUGAAUUGAAUGACAUCGGAGAUAAUGGUAUAUUACAACUUGGAGGUCAUCUUGUCAUAAAGCUCUUGGAAAGUGAAGACACCAAGGAAAUUUGUGAGAUAUGCAAACCUCUCUUUAGAAAGACAUCAUGGCUGAGGCCAAAAGCAACAAGGUCAUCUUCAAGAGAGAUAUAUCUGAUUUGCCAAGGUUUGCGCAGUAGUAGAGCCUCCUAAAUUCCUCAUCCUCAAUCUCAACUUCAAGUGAGUCUGAAUCCCAAAUGCUGGUGGCUUCUAAUUGAGGUUGGCAGCUAUAUUUUUUUUGUUUGUAUAAAGAAAUGCCAUUGAAAACCUCUGUAAACUUCUAUUUUUUUUUUUUGUUGUUGUAAACUUCUACUCUAUACUGUAAAAGUGAUAAACUAUGGUUAGUCAAUUAUUUAUUUUAUUUUCUUUUUGUUAAUAGUUCUUGUUCUAGUCUUAUAUUCUCUUAGAUAGAGUUUGUCUGUGAAACUUUGUUUAUUUUCCAUGGGAAAUAGAAUUGGAGAACGUUUUCCC
Messenger RNA from Cuscuta epithymum, 2116 nucleotides. Lineage: Eukaryota; Viridiplantae; Streptophyta; Magnoliopsida; Solanales; Convolvulaceae. The record is from the annotation of a GenBank genome assembly.